This is a messenger RNA of Emiliania huxleyi CCMP1516, 642 nucleotides long. RefSeq lists its product as hypothetical. Lineage: Eukaryota; Haptophyta; Isochrysidales; Noelaerhabdaceae. The record is from RefSeq and is a predicted model, not a curated record. The transcript has 2 exons. Bases 1 to 642 code for a protein of 213 amino acids.
AUGGCGCCGGUGGUUCACCACCGGUUGCUCAUCCCCGGGAGCAACGAACCGAGCAGCCAGACCGUGUGCGCCAAACAGCAGCACGUUUGGCGACUAACAGAGCACCAGCCGAGGUGCUGCCCGCCGAGGCCCGAGCACGCGAGGAAGCGCGAGACGGGGCGGCGUGUGGGCCGCCCGGCGAGCAAAACGACUGGCGCCGCGAGCGUCGCGUGCGUCAAGGAACUCGCAGUCGAGAAUGUCGAGAAUGUCGAGAAUGUCGAGAAUGUCGAGACUGCAAAGACGCCGCCGCAAAUGCCGCCGGACCUGCAUCCGGAAGAGCCAGGAUUCCGGCUGCCGCCGAUGCUCCAUCCCCCGCAACGAGCGUGCGAUGCUGCAGCACGGGUAGGCGCAGCAACCUCGACCCGGGUGUUGCUCGAGUCCGCAAACGCCCACGGGGCGAAUGCGAUUGCCUGGUCCUAUCGCCAAACGGCUCUGCUCCUCCUCUUGUCUGGCAGCAAUCGCAAGCUGCGGCACACAGGCCGCGUUGGCGCAGAGGAGGCGGCAAGCCUCAACGCGCCUACCCGUGGCAUCCCGCCGGAUCGGGCCAAGACUAAGGCUGCAGGCGUCGGCCCCGGCUGCUGCGAGGGCGCGCCCUCCCGUUGA